UACUGCGUUGAAACAUGGCUGCUUCUGCAGUCAGCAAAAACAGCCAAUGCGACAUGCAGAAAUGCCGCGAGCAGCCGCCCUUACAGGACAGAGAGGUAAUAAAACCCUCAAUUUCGGAGCUCACCAAAGAAGUGCGAACCAACAUACUGUGUACAGUUGUAGGAUGUGGGAAGAUUCUGCCAAACACUCCAGCACUUAACAUGCAUCUGGUCAAGUCCCACAGAAUCAAGGAGGGUCUGGUCAAUCCUACCAUCAGGAAAGACAUAAAGGAGUCACAGAAGCUCUACUGUUGUCCAGUAGAAGGCUGCCCAAGAGGACCAAACAGACCAUUUUCUCAGUUUUCACUCGUUAAACAGCACUUUAUGAAGAUGCAUGCAGAGAAGAAGCACAAGUGUUUGAAAUGCAGUAACGGCUACAGCACAGAAUGGGAUCUGCGGAGACAUUCUGAGGAUUGUGGGAGGACAUACAGCUGUACAUGUGGUUGUCCUUAUGCCAGUAGAGCAGCACUGCUAUCUCAUAUCUACAGAACAGGCCACGAGGUUCCUAAGGAGCACAGGUAUCCACCUGUGAAAAAGAGGAAAAUGGAGAGAUUGGCAAGCAAUGCAACAAACGUUUUUCCCAAUGAACAAACAUAUGAAGUGCUUGACUCUAAGAAAAGCCUCACCGAGGGAGCAGUCCCUGCAGAGGGGGUCCCUGAAGUCCCAGACACAGCACAACACAAAGUUCAUUACCCAAAAAAUAUCCAGAAGCUCCUGCUUCCCAAGCCGAAAGUGGCUUUAGUCAACGUUCCUGUAAUGCAGCUCACACACCUCCCUGUCCUCCUUCCCUCCACGGAAAACAAUGUUUUGAGAUCACUGGUCUUAGCUGUAGGUGUGCAAGGGUCCGUUAGCACCGUGCAACUUUUACCAACGUCAGCUGGGGCGAUGGUGCCUGAUCUGAACACUAAAACGGCAAGUUUCAGAGACACUUUGCCUGUACCUAGAUCUGGCCCAGAAACCAUUAGCACAGGAAUACAGGUCAAUCUUGAGAAUUUUGCCUUUGUUGAAGACCAAGUGGGGCUGGAUCUUGUAUCCAGAGGCAAAGCCACUUCUACAAACAUUCAAACGGAUGUAUCGUACCUCAGCCGGGGGUUGGAAGAUGAACUGGUUGACUCUCACCUCAGUUCUGAGACCUCUGUGUCGUCUUGUUCUCAGACAGACAUUAGUUUGAGCGCUCAAAUUAAGUUACCUGUCAGUGUGGAAACCCAGACAUUACCAUCACGAAUCAGAGCCCUGUCCUCCAUCGGAGCACAGACCGAUGUUUUUAGUUUCUCUUCCUUGAACGUGACCCGAGAAACACAGACAAGCUCAGACUCAGCAGUAGCACCGGUGGAUAAAAGCCAGAUGGACCAAGCUAUGUGUACAGACCUUUUUGAUCCUGAAACACUUACUGUCUCUACUCAGACUGCUAUCAUGAAUGCUGCUUUCAGAACCAAUAGUUUAGAGGAUCCCCUCUCCAACACUACUGCUGGGCUUUUUGAGGACAAGACUCCCACAUCCAUGUGUUUUAGACCCCAGACGGACAUUUUACACCAAAACACAGUAGCAGACAACCAGACUCAGACUAUGAUACUCUUCCGAGACCUCGAGAACAUCCUUUCUGACCACUUGGGUGCGGCGGCUUCAGGGUGUGGUUCAAGUUUAGUAUCAAAUCAUGCUGGUAUAGACUUUGAUUUUGAGGAGUUCCUAAAUGCAACGCACAUUCAAACUCAAACAGAAGAAAGUGGAUCAAGCUGCCUAAACACAGAAACGACUUUGGAGCUCCUAGACAUUGAGACGCAGACUGACUUCCUGCUUUUUGGUGAUGGACACAACAGUAAUGUGGGAACAAGGGUGCACCCGAAUGAUCUGGAGCUUGAGAUGUUUGACACCCAGACCCAAACAGACCUUAACUUCCUACUAGAAUCGAGUGGGCACAUGCCCCUCAGCCGUAUUCUCAGACAAUCUAGUUUCAGCAUGAGCACAGAGUCCUCGGACACGGAGACACAGACUGACGUGAGGUCUGGCCCGUUGUCUCUGCCGUGCACCCAUGAUACACAGGUGAGACUUAGCAGCGCUAAAACGCAGACCAUCUCAACAUCGCUUCACAGUCUGGGACACCGCUUUCACAUUAGCAAUGAGACCCAGACAGCAGUGGAUGAUUUUCUAUCAGCAGAUUUGGCCUGGAACAUGGAGUCUCACUUUAGCUCGGUGGAAACCCAGACAUGUGAAGAGCUUCUUUCACUCUUAUCACAUGCUGAGAAAUCCAAAAACUAAAAGCUUCACCAAGGUGAUGGUUGUAAUUUGGGUAUGAUUAACGAAGGAUUUGUUUUCGUCAUCUCCCUCUGCAAGGGUGGCAGAGCUGUCAGAUGAUAAUUUAGCAUGCUUGUAAUCAUUUCUAAAUAAGGUAAUGCUGUAUAUAUCUAUGGAUGUCUCCAAGGAUGUGUGCAUAAGCCUUUGCAGCACUUUAUCGCCUCAGUGUCAUUAUUCUACAAUUCCAUUUGUUUCCAUUGGAUAAUAACAUAUGUAAUCUGUCCUAUAAGUAUUUUGUUUCUUCCAGUAGGAUAGUUGAAAUGUCGCGUUUUGGAGUUUGAUGCAAAAACGUUAUCUGUAAGAUAAAACAACAGCAGACUACAUUGUUAUUGUUUGUUUUCAUCCUUGGACUGUUUGCUUUUGUUGUAUAAAGCAAAUGUUUUUGUUUACUUGUACAAUUCUUUAGUCUAGAUCCACCUAGUUGCUUACACUGUGAAUGUGUUUUUUUGCAGACUGUUAUGGCACUAAGAACUAAGUAUCCUACAGUACAUCUUACAUCAGUUGUUUGCAUCUUAACUAAUGCACCCUUAUGCAUGUUUCAAGUUGCAUUUCCUUUAAAACGGCGCUGGGUAGUUCUCUUUUUUACUAUGAUUUGCAUUCUGUAUUGUACUGUACUGUACUGAGUAUUUGAUUCAAAUGGCAGAUGUUUACAUUUAAAAUCCCUUUAAUAUUAAAGUAUGGAUUUGUUUCAUAGAAUAUCUGUUAAGCCACUUAUAUGUAAUGCAUUUUCAGUAUUGCAUUAAGCGAUAUUCAGCUUUUUGUUGGUGCCUUAAGAUAAGUGUUCAGUAACGGAUAAAUAUAUGCUUUUGAUUGCAAUACCGAAAUACAGUUUUACUGUUGUUUAAUGAAAAACGAAAAUUGCUUUCUAUGUUAGAAUUUUUUGUGUAUAUUUAUUUUGUAAUGAUGUUUCAUCUGUGUAAGUAUGCCAAGUGUGAUGUAAAUGCACUAGCUACUUUACUACUCGUAGGAAGUACUGCACUAAAUAUCAAAGCCAGCUAUAGCCUCUUUUUUUAUUGUGUAUACAUAUAUUUAUGGUAUGCUAUUAUGCAGUAUUAUAGCUAAAAUGCCCCAUUCAUUUCUACUCUGGUGUUAAUGUAUAUGGAGGAUUUUACACAACAUAGAAUGUGAUGCAUUGUCUGUUUACUGUACGGCAUUGCUUUGGCUGCUUCGUAACAAAACUGCUAAAACCUUUAGUGUUUGCACGCAGCACUCAUAUUGGGGUACCAGAAUAAUUAAAGGACAUCUGGAGUAGAUCCUGCAUAAUAAUGUACUGCUGAACUGUCAUUUUAUUUAGGUAUGAUGUUUUUUUGGUAUUGAAAAUAUUGCUAUAAACAACACAUUCUGUAAAGAGCACACUCUGUGCCAAAAAUGUUGAUUUUUUGAUUUUUUUUUUGUUAAACUUGACAUGUGACAUUAUAAUUAAAUGGAGACUCCACUUGUUAUUUGAAUAUAUUCUAAUUUUUCAGCUCCCCUAGAGUUAAACAUUAGAUUUUUACCAUUUUGGAAUCCAUUCAGUGGAUCUCCGGGUCUGGUGCUAACACUUUUAGCAUAGCUUAGCAUAAUCAAUUAAAUCUGAUUAGACCAUUA
Paramisgurnus dabryanus is the source of this 3917-nucleotide messenger RNA. RefSeq names its product ATM interactor (gene atmin). The record is from RefSeq and is a predicted model, not a curated record. Gene Ontology annotation, molecular function: transcription cis-regulatory region binding; DNA-binding transcription factor activity, RNA polymerase II-specific. Lineage: Eukaryota; Metazoa; Chordata; Actinopteri; Cypriniformes; Cobitidae. Gene Ontology annotation, cellular component: nucleus. Gene Ontology annotation, biological process: positive regulation of transcription by RNA polymerase II.